Messenger RNA from Dipodomys ordii (Ord's kangaroo rat), 4669 nucleotides. RefSeq names its product excision repair cross-complementation group 6-like 2 (gene Ercc6l2). The coding region runs from base 61 to 4035 and encodes 1324 amino acids. The transcript is spliced from 16 exons. Gene Ontology annotation, molecular function: ATP binding; ATP-dependent chromatin remodeler activity. The record is from RefSeq and is a predicted model, not a curated record. NCBI's taxonomy places the organism in Eukaryota, Metazoa, Chordata, Mammalia, Rodentia, Heteromyidae.
AUCUCAUUUCUGGCAGCAGUUUUGCAUAAGAAAGGAACUCGUGAAGAUAUUGUCAAUAAUAUGCCAGAGUUUUUACUGAGAAGUAUGAAAAAGGACCCUUCUUGUGUAGCAAAAAAGAUGUUCUUAAUAGUUGCUCCUCUUUCUGUCCUCUAUAAUUGGAAAGAUGAGUUGGAUACCUGGGGAUAUUUCAGAGUCACUGUGUUACAUGGUAACAAAAAAGACAAUGAACUGAUUCGUGUAAAGCAGCGGAAAUGUGAAGUUGCUCUAACAACUUAUGAAACGCUACGAUUAUGUCUGGAUGAACUUAACGGUUUGGAAUGGUCAGCUGUCAUUGUGGAUGAAGUGCAUAGAAUCAAGAAUCCAAAGGCGAGAGUAACAGAAGUUAUGAAAGCUCUACGUUGUAAUGUCCGUAUUGGCCUCACUGGGACCAUCCUUCAGAACAGCAUGAAGGAACUGUGGUGUGUUAUGGACUGGGCUGUGCCAGGACUUCUAGGUACGAGGAUGUACUUCAAAAAGCAAUUUUCUGACCCAGUAGAACAUGGUCAGAGACACACAGCAACGAAAAGAGAAUUAGCUACUGGCCGAAAAGCUAUGCAGAGGCUUGCAAAGAGGAUGUCUGGCUGGUUUCUUAGACGUACUAAGACUCUUAUCAAGGAUCAGUUGCCUAAGAAGGAAGACAGGAUGGUUUAUUGUUCUUUAACAGAUUUCCAGAAAGCUGUCUAUCAGACAGUGUUAGAAACAGAAGAUGUGACUUUGAUACUUCAGUCCUCUCAGCCCUGUACCUGCAACAGUGGUCGAAAAAGACGAUACUGUUGCUACAAGACCAAUUCUCGUGGUGAAACAGUGAAAACCUUGUAUCUCAGUUACCUUACAGUUCUCCAGAAGGUAGCCAACCAUGUUGCAUUGCUGCAAGCUGCUGGUACCUCCAAGUAUCAGGUCCUUCAGCAGCUUUUAAGUCAUUUCAGGAAAAACAGAGAUAAAGUUCUUCUAUUCUCAUUUUCCACCAAGCUGCUUGAUGUAUUGCAACAGUAUUGUGUGGCCUCUGGGCUUGACUACAGGCGACUUGAUGGAAGCACAAAGUCAGAGGAAAGACUGAAGAUCGUGAAAGAGUUCAACAGUACAUGCGAUAUCAACAUUUGUCUUGUCUCUACCAUGGCUGGUGGACUAGGCCUCAAUUUUGUUGGUGCCAAUGUUGUUAUAUUAUUUGACCCAACUUGGAAUCCAGCUAAUGAUCUUCAAGCCAUUGACAGAGCAUAUAGGAUUGGACAAUGCAGAGAUGUAAAAGUGCUUAGGCUGAUUUCCUUGGGAACUGUGGAGGAGAUAAUGUAUUUACGACAGGUAUAUAAGCAGCAACUUCACUGUGUGGUGGUGGGAAGUGAAAAUGCCAAGCGAUAUUUUGAAGCUGUCCAAGGAUCAAAAGAACACCGAGGAGAACUUUUUGGGAUCCAUAACCUCUUCAAGCUAAGAUCCCAAGGGUCUUGUCUUACAAAGGACAUCCUAGAGAGAGAAGGCCAAGUAGAAGCGGGGAUCAUAACAGCCACAACAUGGUUGAAAGAGGGACCUCCAGCACACAAAGUAGAAACACCCAGAGAGUCUGACUGUCAAGAAUCCAGAGGACCAGAACCACCUUCAGAUGCACUGGCAGCAGAUGUGUGUGAUCUCUGCAGUGAUUUCAGUGAUGAGGAAACUGUGAGAACCUCAACAAUGAGGACUGCUAAACACAAAGCAUCCGAUUCAAGUAAAGCUUCUGGCUCUUUGGGACAGCUCACCUUAUUCCAGUGUGGUUUCUCAAAACUAUUUGAGGCCAGAUGUGAAGCUCCUGAGGACAGUGAUGAGAAUCACACCUCUGGUGGUGGAAGUUCUGAUGAACAGCCCACACUGCCAUCAGCAGAUGCCAACGAUGCUGAUUGUCAGAAAACUCAAAAUUCUGUUUCUGCUUCAAAAUACCAGAACGUAGAUACCAUCCUAAAUCCACAGGAAAAUUGUACUUCUAAGGAAAGCAGGAUUUUGGAACAGAACAUUUCUUCUGAGUCUGAUGAUGAGAAAAAAUUUCAAACUAUAGUUGGACAUAAUUGCAUUUUACAGAAUGGCACAGAAUCAGAGGACAGUGAUGUUAUUUUUCCCACACAAUAUAAAACUCAGAGAUUCCCUAAAAAUCGAAUAAGGUUUAAGCCAUUCCUGGGUGGAUCUGAAGAUUCUGAAGCAGAAUACCCUGUAAAAAUCAGAAGUAGUCAUCAUGGUAAAAAGAAGGGUGACAGAGGAUCAAGUUCAAAACACUUAAAUGCCAAGAACAUGACCCUGAGAUCUAUCAUAGAAAGGAAAAACACUGGUGAUAUAAGUGAUGAAUCUGAUGACAUUGAAAUUUCUUCCAAUUCAAGAGUAGGAAAGAAGAAAACUACUAGUUCAUUGAAGGAAAAGAAAAGGGAACUUGACUACUUUUCUAAAACAAUGAAGAAAACAAACCAACUGCAUGUACCAAAUGAGGAUUGUAACUCUCAGCUUAUUGAGGCCUUUUCAUCCUCAGAAGAUGAGUUAUCUGCCAGCCACUUCUGUCUCACCAAACAGAGCCAUAGAGAAAAAACUAUAAAAGACAGAAUCACUUUCUCUUCAAAACGGCCUACCCAUAAGAAAAACAGUACUUUCAUACCAAGAAAAUCAGUGACAUUUUCAAAUGAGGGUUUUGUCACUCAAGAGCAUGAGUGUGAAUCCAUGGAUAAAAUUUUAGAUGGUGUUCAGGAAGUGGCUUACAUUCACUCAAACCAGAAUGUGAUUGGAUCGAGCAAGGCUGAAAAUUGUAUGAGCCGAUGGGCAGCCCGUGAUGUAUUUGAGCUGAAGCAAUUUUCCCAGCUUCCUGCUAACGUAGCUGUUUGCAGUUCUAAGACAUAUGAAGAAGAAAUAAGUACAGAUAGAACAGCACAUACAACAAAAGACCCUCAACCAAAUGAAGGAAGCACUUCAUUUCCCCUUUACCUUGCAUACCCGAUAAGCCAAAGAAAGAAACAAGUUCACCGGACAGACCAGACCACCUUCAUAAUUGGAGAAACACCAAAAGGAAUCCGUAGAAAACAAUUUGAAGAAAUGGCCUCUUAUUAUAACUUACCUUCAGCAAAGGAAUUUGCUAAAUGUAUAGCUAAUGCUACAUCAGAAGAAAGACAGAAAAUGCUGAGAGACUUUUAUAUUUCUCAGUAUCCAGAGGUUGAAGAACUUUUUGAGGAAUCUGCUUCAAUAUCCAUUGAAUCUACACACAAAGAAGGAGGGAGAGUCAGGAAAAAAUUCAAAGAAAGAAAAUCUCCAGUAAAAGAAAGGCUGCCAGAUUCUAAAAGUCCAACAUUUAAUGAUUCCACCAAAAAGAUUUCUCAAAUUUAUAACCUAAAAAUACAUAAAGGAGAAGCAAUUAAGUUUCAUAAAGAUAUUUUUCAUAAAGAAGAGAUACUUUCUACUGAUGAAGAAACCAAGAAAUUACCCAUGAGCUCCACUGGAGAGAUUAAGAGUGGGAAAAAGAACCAAAUACCCAAAGACCCUGUAGCCUCCUGCUCUCUGAACAGGAAGUCUGAGACACAUGAGAGAAAGUUAAAAAAUACCAUGGAAAACCAACAGCACCUCACAAGAAUGAGUGUUUCAAGAAAUGGACCCCUUUUCAAGUUGGAAAACAAAAAUGUAGACAAUCCAGUGUUAGAAAGCCCUUCUGUGGAAGGCUUACUUGGUGACACCUCUAUUCUUGAUGACCUCUUUAAAAGUCAUGAGAACAGUGCCACACAACUGCCAAAAAAAGUUCUUUCAAGGCCCAUGGAAAAGGCAAAACAGAAGCCAAAAGACUUCUGGGACAUCUUGAAUGAGCAGAAUGACGACAAUCUUAACAAACUCACCGACUUGGCAGUGAUAGAGACUCUGUGUGAAAAAGCCCCCCUUGCUGUGUCCUCCAAAAGGAAAGCAGAGCUGGAAACUUCCCUUUGGAAGUCCAAUGAGAAGUUUUUGUGGAAGACAUUUAACUCAAGUGAUACAGAUGAAAACAUAACCAAUACACAGAGAGAAUAACGUAUACACAUGUCAGGGAAUUAGUUCACAUGGGAACUGCUGCCAUGAAUGUUUACAGUACUGUGUAUGGUAUGUGAAUUUAUAGAUAUAGUUACACACUAGUGGUAGUAACUUGAACAUGGUUCUUAGCAUUUAAAAUGUUAUCAUGGAUUUGUUUUCUACAAUAUUUAAUUUGGUAUUUUUUUAAUAAACCACAAUCAUAGAUCUGGAGGUAUAGUCUAAGUGGGAAAACACUUGCCUAGUGAGGAAGGUCCCACUGCAUAAAAUAAAAAAUAAAAUGAAACUGUAUUAUAACAUCUUCUGAAAUUUAAAAAAUUAUUCAAUUUGCUAUUGAGACCUAUGGCAUUGCCCCUACUUCUCACUAAUGUGACCUAGAAUUGGAUCCAUUUCUUAAUGUGAAGCUGCUGGAUUUGGACCACAUCACUAUGCAUAUCCUUGCACUUUAAAAGAGCUUUCAUUCACUCUUCUCAAAUUCCAUUAGUUAUAAGUCACUUCAUGCUCCCAAAUCACUUACACACUGAUAGGUUUUUCUUUGGAAAGCCACUCAUUGUUUUUCAAAACCUCUGAUUUGUUGUAUGACUAUUAAAUUAUUUUAGGAAAUAGUAAUAAUACUGAGUUAUUGUGGUAUUGUGAA